This is a messenger RNA of Oreochromis aureus, 2096 nucleotides long. RefSeq names its product spindlin-Z-like. Gene Ontology annotation, biological process: gamete generation. The transcript has 5 exons. Lineage: Eukaryota; Metazoa; Chordata; Actinopteri; Cichliformes; Cichlidae. The record is from RefSeq and is a predicted model, not a curated record. Bases 472 to 1191 code for a protein of 239 amino acids.
CCACAGAUGUAAUAUAAGCUAUUUUUUCAUGUUCAAUCCUUAUUUUUUCCGGUAAUCCAGAAGCUGCAGACAGGGUGCGAAAUCAGCGCUUACAUGGCGAUGCAUUUCCUUUUGUUCAGCUAGCUUAUGUGCAGAAAUGCAGAAGCCAAAAUCUCAUAAAUGUUUCUCGUUUAAAAAAAUGAAAGGUGACUGAGGGGAUUUCCUGGCGUUAGCCACCUACGUGGUCCAAUUUUAGACACACUGUUGCUUGGCAUUUCCGACGGCACUCCAAACGGCGGCGUUUAUUCAGCUAGCCUCGGCGAAGUUACACAUUUAUUAGCCAUAAAAACUUAGCUGUGUAAAUAUGUAACCUGUAGUCGUGUUAGCAUUGUUAGCGUUAGCAGCGGGCUUGUCGCAGUAAUGUUGUUUACAUCCGGUAAUGCUUGUUCGCAUGGAUGUGGUUAAUUGAGGGUUGUGUGAAUUUAUGGAAACAUGUCAAAGAAACGGGGCAGGAAGCGCAGCAGUGGAGAGCUGAGUGAGAGCUCGGCGUCAACCCUGAGUCCGGACCCUGACAACCUACUGGGCCGCAGGAUUCAGCACACCUGGAGGGAGAAGGGCAACGUAACCAAAUGGAAGGGCACAGUUUUGGAGCGCCUGUCUGUGAACACCUCCCUCUACAUGGUCAAAUAUGAUGGCUUCGAUUGCGUCUACGGAAUCGAGCUCUUCAAAGACAGCCGGGUAUCCAACCUGCAGGUCCUGGCAGAGAAAGUUGUGAACAAUAAGAUCAAGGUGCCUCCUGGGGCGGAGGAGCUGGUGGGUCGAGCAGUGGAGCAUCUGUUCGAGAAGGAGGACGGAGAGAAAAAUGAGUGGCGAGGCAUGGUGUUGUCCCGGGCCCCAAUCAUGACCCACUGGUAUUACAUCACCUACGAGAAGGACCCGGUGCUCUACAUGUACCAGCUGUGGGACGACUUUAAGGACGGGGACCUGCGCGUCCUGCCGGAGUCAGAGAACAAACACCUGCUGCCAGCGGACAGGAAGCCAGGUGAGGAGCCAGAGAGCCUCGUGGGGAAGCAGGUAGAGUACGUCACAGAUAACGGUCUGAAGAGGACGGGUUUGGUCAUCUACCAGGUCCCGGCGAAGCCCACCGUCUACUACAUAAAGUAUGACGACGAUGUUCACAUCCACGUCUACGACCUGGUGAAGACCACCUAGUACUGACUGUCUGGUUUCAUCUUCAGCUGUUGGCUCACGUUUUACCCCAACGAGUCGUUACCUGUUAAAGUGUUAAAGGUUUCAGCUUUCCUCCAGCGGGAGGCAACAUGCCGAAAAGGCCUUUUUUUUUCUCAUCAUGUCCCAUAUGGGUCUGCGUCAUUCUAUGAUAACAACACAUCUUGGUUUUGAUUCUGAAUUUUAAGUUGAACUUAAAAUAUGGCACUUAAAGUCCUCUUCCAUGUAAAUAAAGCAGAUCUGAGAUCAGCUGUGUAGCCCAGCAGGUGAAAUGGAGUAAAUUGCACGCGUUGCUGUAUGGUGCGACUCCCAAACUCAACAAAAGUUCAUACAACACAUCAAACUAAUGUUUUUCUUUUCUCUUUUCUAUGCUUGUGUUAUUUAUUUGAAUCUGGAAUAUCUGGCUCUGCUGCUGGUAAGGAAACAAACAAAAAAACAACAAAGAAAACUGUGUCUGCUGUGCUUCAUGUGUGUCACUUGGUAGGCCUCAGUUUGUUGAAUAUAGAAAACCAUGUGUGCUGAUUUCCCAUCGCAGUGAACUCAGAUUUCUGUUGACUUGUAUAAGCAUUAAUGAGACUGGUGUCUCGCGUGAAUAUAAAAACAGAAUAAGUGAAAAAUCCAUGUAUGAUAUUUCUGUUUUUGAUCAUUCAAACUGUCAGUUUUUCUACAUUAAAAUAUAUCAGAAACACUGAUGUUGAUGUCAAGUUGUUUGAGACGGUGUUUGUGCUACGCACUAUUUAUGUAGUUCAAAUUGGCGACCAACAUUGUUUAGUAUUUUGAACUGAAAAUCUUCAUUAUUUGCCAAAAAAUGAAGGAAAUACUGUUCAUUGUGACCCUAAAUAUGUUUUGUUCUGUAAAUAAAAAAGACAUUUUUAUGAACGUACAACAAA